Molecule: messenger RNA, 807 nt
Organism: Spodoptera frugiperda (fall armyworm)
Lineage: Eukaryota; Metazoa; Arthropoda; Insecta; Lepidoptera; Noctuidae
Product: aryl hydrocarbon receptor nuclear translocator-like protein 1
Biological process (GO): regulation of transcription by RNA polymerase II
Cellular component (GO): transcription regulator complex; aryl hydrocarbon receptor complex; nucleus
Molecular function (GO): RNA polymerase II cis-regulatory region sequence-specific DNA binding; DNA-binding transcription factor activity, RNA polymerase II-specific; protein dimerization activity
Source: RefSeq, a predicted model, not a curated record
GUGUUCAUAGGUAUUGUGCGACCUACGAGCGAAACGUUCAUCAACGAGAGUGCUCUCGAAUCGUACAGAAUGGAGUACCGCACCAGGCACUCGAUCGACGGCGAGAUUAUACAGUGCGACUCCCGCAUUGCUCUCGUCACCGGCUACAUGACGCACGAAGUCAGCGGCGUGAACGCAAUGAACUUCAUGCACCGCGACGACGUGCGCUGGGUCAUCAUCGCCCUUCGAGAGAUGUAUGACCAGCACAGGCUAUUUGGCGAAUCAUGCUACCGACUUAUUACCAAGAAUGGUCAGUCCAUCUACAUGAGGACGCGCGGCUGUCUCGACGUCGACCGGGACUCGCGCGCCGUCACGAGUUUCGUGUGUACCAACACUGUCGUCGACGAGGAAGAAGGCAAACAGUUAAUAAAACUAAUGAAAAGGAAAUUCAGGCUUUUGGUAAAUAACAAUGAAUCCCCUAGAGUGGAUGAAAUCGAAGAUGCUCAUGAGGAAAAUGAGCAGAAUGACGACGAGGCGGUUCCAGUGGAAGACCCGCGGCGUCUCGAGCAAGUCAUUCUACAUUUGGUAACCAAUUUACCAUCGCCUGCGCCAUCAGAAUCUACUCAAGAACCCAAUUCUUCACCGCAGAAGAAUAAAUCGCCACAUCAUCUUACAAUAAUUCCUCCAAACAAGGAACGAAUAGUUAGCGCGAUUGAAAAAAUCUAUAACGUUAUAAAGGCGGUUCCGAGGAUUCUAGCCAUGAAGAGGGAAGUAGCUACGCUGGGUCAAGUCAUAGCACUCCCAAGUAUAACAAUACGCACCAAAUAG